AAUGGGGCUUCCACUUAAAAGAAUUAUUAGCAGAAUGACUUUGCUACAAAUCUUGGCUUCUGCAGUAGGGGAAGAUGUAAUUUUUAACAAAAGCUAUGUUGUUGGAUUUGAGGAUCAUGGACAUAAGGUUACUGUGAUGCUUGAAAAUGGAAAACAAUAUGAAGGUGAUCUCUUAGUUGGAGCUGAUGGAAUACAGUCCAAGGUGAGGCAGAGCUUAUUUGGGCCACAAGAAGCUGUAUACUUGGGGUACACUUGUUAUUCUGGUAUUGCAGAUUUUGUGCCAGCUGAUAUUGAGUCUGUUGGGUUCCGUGUACUUUUGGGACACAAGCAAUACUUUGUUUCCUCAGAUGUUGUUGCUGGAAAGAUGCAGUGGUAUGCUUUUCACAAGGAACCACCUGGUGGUGUGGAUAGCCCCCAUGGUAAAAAGGAAAGGUUGCUGAAAAUAUUUGAAGGUUGGUGUGAUUAUGUGAUAGAUUUGAUAAUUGCCAGUGAUGAAGAUGCAAUUCUUCGACGUGAUAUAUAUGACUUGACGCCCACAUGCACUUGGGGAAGAGGGCAUGUAACGUUGCUUGGGGAUUCUGUACAUGCCAUGCAGCCAAAUAUGAGUCAAGGGGGAUGCAUGGCCAUUGAGGAUAGUUAUCAACUUGCAGAGGAGCUGGACAAAGCAUGGAGGCAAAGUGUUGAGUCUGGAACUCCUAUUGAUGUUGUUUCUUCUUUAAGGAGGAGACUGCGAGUUGCCAUUAUCCAUGCAAUGGCCAGAAUGGCUGCCAUUGCAGCUUCAUAUUACAUGUCUUAUUUGGAUGUAGGGCUUGGUCCAUUGUUGUUUUUGAAAAAAUUUUGGAUACCACAUCCAGCAACAGUUGGUUGCAGAUUUCUUGUUGACUUAGCAAUGAGAUUAAUCAUCAGUUGGGUCUUUGGUGGCGGCAGUUUGAAAUUUGAAGGCAGGUCACCAUGUUGCAGACUCUCGGAAAAGGCAAAUGAUCAGUUUCUGAGAUGGUUGGAGGACGACGAUGCACUAGAGCUAUCUAUUAAUGGAGAUUGGUUUUUGUUACCGUUUGGAAAUGAAGCAGCUGUUUCAGAACCUAUUCAUUUAAGUAGGGAUGAGAACAGAGACUGCAUAAUUGGGUAUCUGUUUGCAUUUAAGAUGAAGGUGUCUUAUGUUUUAUGUAUGCAUGUACCUCUCUGUCUAUAAUGUGUCUGGAUGCUCUAGUAAAUAUAUAGCGGUUGAGGAAGGGAGUUUGAGGGAGGACAAAUUUUGAGCAAAAGCAUAAAAUAAAAUUUGACUAAUGUUCUCCUACACUGAUCUGUAUUUUGAUGAUCAAUGAUGACUGCAGAAGUGAAAAGCAAGAGAAUUCUCCAGGAACAUAUUUGAUAACCUGACGUUCCCCUCAGGUAUCCAAUGCACAUGCUCGUAUCAGCUACAGAGAUGGUGCAUUCUUUCUUACUGAUUUACAAAGCAAAUAUGGGACCUAUAUCAUUAAGUACGUUGUCUUCCUACAUCUUUAUUUAUUUACUAUCAUUUUUUAAUUUAAGAUUUUAUUAUGAAAAUUUAUUUUCCUUACAUUAAUUUGCACCAAUGACGGGAGGAGGUAUAGGAUACGUCCAAACUCUUGUGCUCGAUUCCGUCCAUCAAAUAUUAUUGAGUUUGGCUCUGAUAAGAAGGCCACUUUUCGCGUUAAGGUGAUGAGAUCUCCACCAAAGCCUGCAGAGAAGGAAGAGAAUCAAGCAUGUCGAAUUUUACUAAUUUAAAUUAAUUAGAAACUGCAACAAUCUGUUCUAGAUUAGUGUCAAAAGUCAAAUCAAAAGGCAAGAAUCGUCAAUGUAAUCAAACUUGCCAAAGAUAUCUUGGGUUGAAAAAAGGAAUCUAGAAAAAACAAAAUCUGAUAUAAAGAAAUAAUUGUUGCACCUAAUUGGUUAAGCUAAAUAGAUUAGGAUUCUAGAAAAUUGUUAGACUCUGUUAAGAAGUGAAGUCAAAUUUGAACCGAAAGACGGAAAUGCAAAAAUAAUAUUAAUAUAAUAUU
Rubroshorea leprosula is the source of this 2021-nucleotide messenger RNA. NCBI's taxonomy places the organism in Eukaryota, Viridiplantae, Streptophyta, Magnoliopsida, Malvales, Dipterocarpaceae. The record is from the annotation of a GenBank genome assembly.